UUUUAAAAUGUUAAAUCAACCUGUUUUUUUGUUGCUAUUGGUUUGAUGCAGUAAUAGCAAUGACGUUAGUUAGAAAGGCUGUCGGCCCUAAGACAUGAUAAAUAUUGGUGGACUUUGUGUAGAGAAGGCUGGAGACUGGAGAAGAGCCCCCCACUCAUUCCAUUCAAAAAUCGAACUUAUUUUUACGUUCCAUAUUUUCCAAUAUUGAUUUUCUUUCUGGUUACUCACUGGGAAAGCCUGAGAUUGGGAGGAACGUGAAUCACCUUUUUUUUUUUUAUUCUUACGUCUUGUCAGUGUUUUGUGCACUGGGGUACACAUUCAUGUUGAUCUCUUCCCUUUUUCUCAGGACAAGAAAUUAUAAGUUGUGUAGAUUUCUAGAAUUAGUAGCAUAGAGUUAGAUUCUAGAUCUAGAAUCUAGGAUUAGGAAGGAAAAAAGGAGAAUACAAAUCUAGAUCUACAUCAUUUGAAGUUCUUACUCUUUCUUUGCCUUUCUUCUUCCGCAAGAUUCAGAAAAUUAAACAAACUUUCCAAACAAAAGCCAGCUGGUUUUGAUUUCUGAUCUCGUACUCUUACUUUGUGUGUGCAUCUGUCUGAAAAUAAUUGCUGCUGAUUAUAUUCCAAGUCCAAACUGUCAGCAUUCCUGCCCAGGUAACAACCUCUCAUCAUGACGACAAUGGCAAGAUGUAGCAGCCUCGCAGCAAAUAUUUUUGUCAUGUUGUGCCUUUUGUGCCGUGCUCAAGCUCAAGACACCGGCCGUGUAGCAGACGCUGAUACUGCAAUAAGAACGUGGAAAAGUCUUUUCAACCACCACAGGGAAUGGAUUGGCUUCUACCGCCACGACGGAGGCAACUAUUACUGCAACUUGUCUGUGAAGUCGGUGGGUCUCUCUGAGGAUGGUGUGUCGUACGUGACGUUCACAGCUCAAGACAUUACUCUGGACAUGAGUGUGGUCUCGGACGAUGGAGAGAACCUGACGUUCACGGAGAGCAGCGUCUGGACCAAAAAGGAGCACUUUGAGGGUCACUCCAACCUACAGUUCCAGGGGCAGAUCGAGCCCUACGGUCUGUACUACCGGUUUGAAGGCCUCGUCAGCUCCGACGAGAUCCAGAACUUUGGCACCGUCAGUUUGAGACCUAAGGGGGUGAGGAUGCGAGCGCCGAAGAAAGCGGACCACGACCUGAAGUACGGCCUAUCCAUUGGCGUGCCUGUGGUGUUGGCUGUCCUACUGGUCGUUGCUGGGGCCAUGAUUUUGUUGUGGGCGUUCAGGAAAGGGUAUUUGCGGCACAUUCCCAGGGCGUACAAGCACUUCACGAAUCCGACGCAGUCAAAGAGCAAGGACAACAGCCGCAAGACGGAAUCGAACAUCGAAAUGGGUUCUCCGGAGAGAAUCCCGCCGCAAAGCGAACCACCGUCGGUGCACAUCUGAUCUGGCUCACGUAGACUUGAUGCUUUUAAUCCUUCUGAAAUCAUUUGGAGCACCGGUAGAACUAGAGCUUAGUAGAACUUGGGCUAUUCUGCACCCCCUUCCCACUACCUCCCCAAGCGAUCGGCUAUUCUGCACCCCCUUCCCACCUCCACCUCCCCAAGCGA
Molecule: messenger RNA, 1590 nt
Organism: Aplysia californica (California sea hare)
Lineage: Eukaryota; Metazoa; Mollusca; Gastropoda; Aplysiida; Aplysiidae
Exons: 6
Coding region: 665-1426 (253 amino acids)
Source: RefSeq, a predicted model, not a curated record